Molecule: messenger RNA, 1410 nt
Organism: Paracoccidioides brasiliensis Pb18
Exons: 2
Coding region: 1-1410 (469 amino acids)
Biological process (GO): DNA recombination; positive regulation of mitochondrial DNA replication
Cellular component (GO): nucleus; mitochondrial large ribosomal subunit
Molecular function (GO): single-stranded DNA binding; DNA strand exchange activity; structural constituent of ribosome
Source: RefSeq, a predicted model, not a curated record
AUGGUCGCCAAAUCGGCCGUGACAUCAGCUGCCCGAAUAGCUGCUAUAGCAACUAGGGGAGCGGAAGUGGGAGCGGGAGUGGGUGUCUGUUCGGAGAAGCGGCUUGUAAAGGUUUCCUCCAGCGACUCGUCGACUUCAGAGAUACCUCCACCGCCUCCAAAAGAGACUGUCCAUGUCAACCCUUCAAUCGUAAGCACGUGGAACGUUGUCCGCUUCCCCAAAUCAACAGAGCCCAUUCAGGGUAGGGUCAGAGAGCCCACAUCCCGUGCUGCUCUGCUAUGGCGGGCACAGGAAGUGGCAAGGCUGCGCAAAGCCCUUAAUCGCAUGACACACGGGAAAAAUAUAUUCGCGUACAAUAACAUCCGGACAAAUCAGGUUAUAUAUUCAUUUACCAGAGCUCUUGAGAAAAACAAGGUCCUCUCCCAACUCAUCUACCACGGUAAAAAGACCGUCCCCGCAACCCUGCGCAAGGAUAUGUGGACCCCUUAUUUCUCCGUGCACUUCCCCUCCGCCACUCUGGGCCUCGAAACCUAUCGUCUCCUCCGCGAAUUCUCUAUACAGCGCCAGCUAGCACCACCCACAGACAUAAUCACCGCAUCAAAAGAUAACGAGGUGCUCACCCGCCAGCGCCCUCGAGACCCCAAGAAAGCAGAGGAAUGGGAUGAGCAGUGGAAUCCUCGAAUGGAACAACGCCAGAUUCUUAACAAGAGGCUGCGCGCCCGGGUGCUGAUGGACCAGAAGGCGACCAGCGUGGCGGAUAUUGCGGCUGUGUUGGAGUUGCAGGAGCAGAAAUUGAAGGCCCAGGAAGAGCAGGAGGCCAGAGAGGCGGAGCAGGAAGAUGGGAAUGGGGCCGGAGAGAAGGAAGGAGAGAGAAAGGUGGUUAGUGGGACGAAAGGCGUUAUCGAGAAGGAUGGAGUUAAGAGGGAUUCUAAGGGGAGGAAAGUCAGUCGCAAGAGGCUGGCGCGGAUCCGGGCUGCGAUCAGGAAGGAGCAGAGGCUCGAGAAGGAAACUAUGGACAAAAUCGCCAAGUUGGAAAGAAAGAUUUGGUCGCCGACGGCGACAUAUAAGAUUGACCCGGACGUGCCGCCGACGGAGCACCAUAUUGUCAAUGACGGGGAGAUCAAGAUCUUUUGGAUGGACGUGCAUAAUUUGCAAUAUGCGGAGUCGUGGCCCAAGAAUGUCGUUCAUGGCCAGUUGAAAAUUACUGGGGAUCAUAUUAUGGGCGUUGAUCUUGACCUUGAGGGUCCCGUGCUGGCGGAGUUUGAGACUGCUCCUGCUGCUAGAGUGGAGGGGGGUGCGGGAAAGGGAGAGGGAGAAGGAGAGGGACGGGCUGAAGCUGGGGGCGAGGAGGAGAACGGAGAGCCUCCAAAGGAAGAGAAGUCGGGCCUGAAGAAGUUGAAGUUCUGGUAG